Molecule: messenger RNA, 2057 nt
Organism: Betta splendens (Siamese fighting fish)
Lineage: Eukaryota; Metazoa; Chordata; Actinopteri; Anabantiformes; Osphronemidae
Gene: arfrp1
Product: ADP-ribosylation factor related protein 1
Exons: 7
Coding region: 276-881 (201 amino acids)
Biological process (GO): protein localization to organelle; Golgi to plasma membrane protein transport; intracellular protein transport
Cellular component (GO): Golgi apparatus
Molecular function (GO): GTPase activity; GTP binding
Source: RefSeq, a predicted model, not a curated record
UGCCAUUAAAACAAGAAGAAGAAGUAGAAGUUGUACUUCCGGGUUAACCUCCAUGUAGAGUUAUUUUUGUACUGCUAGCAACGACCUAAAGUAUUUUAUUUCAUGUACAUAUUGUUGUUGGCCACUCAUGUUUAUAGACUGCGUUGCUUACGUUGAUUAUGAUGAAGCCACAGUGGCACGUGUCGUUGUGUUUAAUCUGUUACGUUGGCUGCGUUAUCAAGCUAAUAUAGGCUACGUAGGUAGCUAACUGUUCGCGUUGUUUUCAUUUUUUCAACAUGUACACCUUAUUGUCCGGAUUGUAUAAAUACAUGUUCCAAAAGGACGAAUACUGCGUGUUGAUCCUGGGCCUCGACAAUGCGGGAAAAACGACAUUUCUGGAACAAACCAAAACAAAAUUCAGUAAAAACUACAAGGGAAUGAGUUUAUCAAAGAUUACAACCACAGUUGGCCUGAACAUUGGCACCAUUGAUGUGGGCAAAGCACGACUGAUGUUUUGGGAUCUGGGCGGUCAAGAGGAGCUUCAGUCUCUUUGGGACAAAUACUAUGCGGAGUCCCAUGGAGUCAUCUAUGUCAUAGAUUCAACUGAUGAAGAGCGCCUGUCUGAGUCAAAGGAGGCUUUCGAGAAAAUGAUCAGCAGUGAGGUUUUGGAAGGCGUUCCACUCCUUGUGUUGGCCAACAAACAGGAUGUACCGAACUGUUUGUCGGUGCCGGACAUAAAAACAGCCUUCAGUGAUUGUGCCCCCAAGAUUGGGAAGAGAGACUGUUUAGUCCAGCCCUGUACUGCUCUGACAGGAGAUGGGGUGAAUGAAGGCAUUGAGUGGAUGGUGAAGUGCGUGAUCAGGAACAUUCACAGGCCCCCCAGGCAGAAGGACAUCACAUAAGUACUCUUGUGUUGGACUUUUCUCUUCUCCUCAGGAAUGUUCCUUGUGGAGCUGACUUUUCACUCACCUUGUUCUUGCUGUGACAUUUAAGAGUGCAGAGCACACAGCGUGUUUUUUUUUUUUUACCACCAGACUAAAACAAACAUACAGGUGACACUUUUUGAAGCAGUGUUGUGAUUUCUUCUGCAGCAUCCUGUGGUUUGGCUGCAAAUGCUGCAACUGUGACUUUAUGAAGCUUUCCCACUGCACAGAAACCUCAGUAAGUUUCUUCAAAAUUGUCCCGUUAACUCCAACAGUGGUUUGUUCACAGAAUCAGAUAAAAUCUUUAAGUCACAUAUUUAGAGUCAAACUAGAAUUCACAAUCUCCGGACUUUAUGUACUGAAAACAAAAGUAAAUAGUCUUGUUUCGUAGCAGCUUGUGCAUAAUUUUUUUUUGACCAUAUUUAUGAAAGCAAAGUUAUGAAACGGCUAUGAAACGGCAAAGAAUCUGAUUUUAGUUUCUAUUGCUUUAGUUUGGUCAGGUGGAACAAUUAAACUUGAUAACCUCAUUCCAAAAUCAUAAUGUAAACUAUGCGGACACCUAGUGGUGGGAAGGAAUAUCCUGUAUUUUUUGUUACUUUGCAAAAAUUGUACAAUAGAACCAAAAGCAUCAGUUUGUUUCUUAAAAAAUGCUCAGCAUCGUUGACCUUUCCACUCUGUACCUUGGCUUGUUUUGUUAAUAAUAGAGUAAAAAAAGCUACAGCUUCUUCACAAAGUCAGUAGUACAGUCACACAAAGGCCUCUAGACUUUAACUGGUGUGUUUGAUUGGCUGACUGGCUCAAAAAUGCAGAGUUUAAGCAGUCAUUAAUCUGCACUGCUGAGGAAAUGUUGUGCUUAUUUGCUAAAUAACCUAAUAAAUAAAUUCUAAAACACUAAAUGUAUAAAAACAUACUGAUAAGAAAGCUCAUGAAAGCAUCUGAUGAGUAUGAAUGAAGGUUAAAUAACUGAAACCGAUAUCCUCUGCACACGAUGAACAAUACAUUUCUGACUUCAGAGAAAUCUUUAACAUGUCUGUUUUGUUGUUCUUUAUAGUUAAAAAACACCUAAUUUAACACGUUUAACUUAACUGUUUUAAAGGUAUGUAUGUAAAGAUUGUAAUAGCUUUGUUUAUUUUCAAAAUAAACCCUUGCAACAGG